CUGAUUCAAUGUGGCGGUGCAAAUGCCAAUGACAGCCAAAGGGACACGCCUACAUAUAAGAGCUCCCCCAUCCAAGAGCUCAGUCGUUCCCCUCAUCAAGAGCCAGAUCUGUUUACAACUUCAAAGCUCUCCACAGAACCCAUUACCUCUACUACACCUCCAAACAUGGCCAAGGUUUUCGUCGGUAACUUGUCGUGGGGAACCACCGACGAGUCGCUUCACCAGGCUUUCUCUCAGUUCGGAGAGAUCUCGGACUGCUUGGUGCUCAAGGAUCGUGAGACUGGCCGUUCCCGUGGAUUCGGUUUCGUCACCUUCGCUGAUGAAGGUCAAGCUCAAGCUGCCAUCGACGCUAUGAACGAGCAGGACCUUGACGGUCGUAACAUCCGUGUCAACAUGGCUAACGAGAGGCCCGCUGGUGGAGGCGGCGGAUUCCGUGGCGGACGUGGAGGCGGUGGUUAUGGUGGCGGCGGUGGCGGUUAUGGCAAUGGUGGAGGCGGUUACGGAGGUGGCGGUCGUGGUGGAGGUGGUUACGGCAAUGGAGGCGGUGGCUACGGAGGAGGCGGUUACAACCAGGGUGGCGGCGGCGGUUACUCCGGCGGCUACUAAGCGGUGCCUCUACGACGCAGUCCAAGCAACAGAAACUCUCAAAUAAAUCCACCCCAUUCCGCCCUUCCCCCCACCCAUUCGGCUUUACUUUCCACUUCAUUAUGGCCUGGUCUUGUCUGAAUUCAUUAUUUGUUUGAUUGAGUGAAAAAAAUCAAAUUCAGAGAGAUUCUCUCUUGUCUUUCUUAUCGUCUGUUGAUUGUUCGAGUGGCCUUUCCUCGUACACUGGAGCGUGCUUCACAUCCCUCUUCUUCAAAAACGAUGGUCCAUAACGUUCACUCUUUGCUGCUGGGACUGCGUGUCCAUCGAU
Molecule: messenger RNA, 913 nt
Organism: Fimicolochytrium jonesii
Lineage: Eukaryota; Fungi; Chytridiomycota; Chytridiomycetes; Spizellomycetales; Powellomycetaceae
Exons: 6
Coding region: 166-606 (146 amino acids)
Molecular function (GO): mRNA binding
Source: RefSeq, a predicted model, not a curated record